Messenger RNA from Trypanosoma rangeli, 474 nucleotides. RefSeq names its product ankyrin repeat protein. The record is from RefSeq and is a predicted model, not a curated record. NCBI's taxonomy places the organism in Eukaryota, Euglenozoa, Kinetoplastea, Trypanosomatida, Trypanosomatidae. The coding region runs from base 1 to 474 and encodes 157 amino acids. Gene Ontology annotation, molecular function: protein binding. The transcript has a single exon.
AUGCCGUACCCUUAUGCCCUGCAGUGUCGCGAGACCUUGCCGGCUGAUGUGAUCGCCAUGUACGAUGUGACCGUCACAACUGGCGGAAGCAUCACAAGCGUCCUUUCCCCAUGUUCAAAGCAUGGGAAGUCCAAUAUAUUUCUGGCGGCGUGCGACGGCGAUGUCCCGGCGCUUCGGAUGUUUCUAGGGGCUGGUGUGGAUAUUAACAGCAUGGGGGAACCUAGCCCACAGUACGGCCCCCAGUUUAACCGACGCACACUCUUUCGGGCCCCGCCGCUCUGCUACGCGGCAGGCUACGGACGAGAAAAGGCUGUAGCGGCCCUCCUAGAGGACGGUGCGGACCCUCUGAAGACCUCAUCGACGGGAUUUAAGGCGAUAGAUUACGCCAGGCAUCGUGGUUACAUGAUCAUCGUGGAAAUGUUGGAGGCUGCGGAGAGGGGGCAGCACUCUGGGGAGCCAGCGGGGAAGGAAUGA